Messenger RNA from Aspergillus affinis, 1827 nucleotides. RefSeq names its product GMC family oxidoreductase. The transcript has 2 exons. The record is from RefSeq and is a predicted model, not a curated record. Gene Ontology annotation, molecular function: oxidoreductase activity, acting on CH-OH group of donors; flavin adenine dinucleotide binding. Bases 1 to 1827 code for a protein of 608 amino acids. Lineage: Eukaryota; Fungi; Ascomycota; Eurotiomycetes; Eurotiales; Aspergillaceae.
AUGGCAGACCUUAAAUCUUCAUAUGAGUAUAUAGUGGUAGGAGCCGGGAUUGGCGGGCUAACGGUCGCCUCCCGUCUAAGCGAAGACGCCGAUGUCAAUGUGCUCCUGGUCGAGGCGGGCCCAAACCGCAUUGGAGACCCGCGAGUCGAAACUCCGGGUUUCAUCGGGCUUCUCUAUGGCAAUCCCGAGUUUGACUGGGAUUAUAUGAGCGAGCCGCAGGUCCAUGUAAACAAUCGACAGAUCGGCCAGCCUCGCGGCCGCAUGGUCGGGGGCUCCUCAGGCAUGAACUUCUCCCUCAUCAUGUACCCCUCGGCAGCCAAUUUCGGAGCAUGGGAGUCCCUCGGAAACGAUGGCUGGGGCGCCGAGACCAUGGCCCCGUACCUGCGAAAAUUCCACACCUAUACUUCCCCAAGCGAAACCACGUCGAAGUUGUUAGCGACAGACCGAUAUCUGAAAGAACAUGAUCAGGGAACAAAUGGCCCGCUGCCAGUGACUUUGCCGGACGUAUAUGGUCCAUUCAACGAGGCAUGGGAUAAAGCAUUCGAGCAGUUGGGGUUCUACACCGAUGCGGAUCCCAUUGCCGGUCGCAAACUGGGCGCAUUCACAUCGCUACUCUCUGUUGACCCCAAUACGGGCAAGAGAGGCUACGCUGCGGAUUAUUGUACCCCUGAGGUUCUGCAGCGGCCAAACUUCGAUCUUAUCUCGGACACCAUGGUAGAGCGGGUCUUGCUAAACACUGAAGCUGACGGCGAGGUCGUCGCUACUAGUAUCCAGGUUCGCACAAAGGACGGCAAUCAACAGCAGAUUUCCGCCAGCCGAGAAGUCAUUUUGAGUGCUGGUACUCUCAACUCGCCUCAGCUCUUGGAACUGUCGGGUAUUGGUUCGAAGGAAACUCUGGAAAAGCAUGACGUUCCGGUGAUUCUCGAUCGCCCAGGAGUUGGUGAAAACCUUCAAGACCACGCCUUGACCACUCUCAAUUUCGAGAUAGCAGACGGACAAGUGUCUGGAGACAUUCUGCGGGACCCCAACGUCCUCCAGUCUGUCAUCAAGCUUUAUGAGGAGACUCGCGGAGGUCCUUUGGCGGGAAUGCCCAUCAGUGUGGCUUACCUCCCCAUGGUAGACCACGAGGGCAAACUCUCACAAGAAACGGUAGAAGACCUCCUAGCCAAGCAUCUGGAUCAGGAGGCGGCCUCGCCCACACUUCAACGGCAAUAUGACGUGCAGCGAAAAGUCAUCCUGGAUAGUCGGAACUCCUCUUCGGAAUACAUUUUCCUGCCCGCUCAACUGCACAUGAACCCCGGUGCCACGACAAUGCAAGAUGUGUUGGCCAAGACCUUGCCGGGAAACUACAUCAGCAUCAUGACCAUGCACAACCACCCCUUCUCUCGAGGAUCGGUGCAUAUCCGAUCGUCCAAGGCGGACGACAAACCGAUCUAUGAUCCGAACUAUCUGUCGCAUCCCCUAGACUUAGAGAUUCUCGCGCGCCACACACAGUUCGCGGAACGGAUUGCCACGACCGAGCCGUUUGCUUCGCUGCUCAAACCGGGCGCUCGGGAACCGGAACACGCCGCCGACCUAUCGAAUCUCGACAAGACGAAAGAACUGGUCAAAGAGCGCCUCUAUCACUGUUUCCACCCAGUCGGAACGUGCGCCAUGAUGCCUGCAGACCUAGGCGGCGUGGUAGACCCCGAACUCAAGGUCCACGGAACACGCAACCUCCGAGUGGUGGAUGCCAGUGUGUUUCCCCUAGAGCCCACAGGCAACAUCCAGGCCCUCACGUAUGCUGUGGCUGAACGGGCGGCCGACAUCAUUCGCCAUAGCCGUUAG